AUGUCAUCUGAUGGAGGUGACAAUAGUGUAGUCACGCUUCACAUGUCAUCUGAUGGAGGUGACAAUAGUGUAGUCACGCUUCACAUGUCAUCUGAUGAAGGUGACAAUAGUGUAGUCACGCUUCACAUGUCAUCUGAUGAAGGUGACAAUAGUGUAGUCACGCUUCACAUGUCAUCUGAUGGAGGUGACAAUAGUGUAGUCACGCUUCACAUGUCAUCUGCUGGAGGUGACAAUAGUGUAGUCACGCUUCACAUGUCAUCUGAUGGAGGUGACAAUAGUGUAGUCACGCUUCACAUGUCAUCUGAUAGAGGUGACAAUAGUGUAGUCACGCUUCACAUGUCAUCUGAUAGAGGUGACAAUAGUGUAGUCACGCUUCACAUGUCAUCUGAUGGAGGUGACAAUAGUGUAGUCACGCUUCACAUGUCAUCUGAUGGAGGUGACAAUAGUGUAGUCACGCUUCACAUGUCAUCUGAUGGAGGUGACAAUAGUGUAGUCACGCUUCACAUGUCAUCUGAUGGAGGUGACAAUAGUGUAGUCACGCUUCACAUGUCAUCUGAUGGAGGUGACAAUAGUGUAGUCACGUGA
Messenger RNA from Pecten maximus, 585 nucleotides. RefSeq lists its product as uncharacterized. The transcript has a single exon. Bases 1 to 585 code for a protein of 194 amino acids. The record is from RefSeq and is a predicted model, not a curated record. Lineage: Eukaryota; Metazoa; Mollusca; Bivalvia; Pectinida; Pectinidae.